AUGGACCUGAAGUGGAAUCCUGGCAGCACUUCUCACCCAGCCUCAGCUGCCCUCCAGGUGACUGAUUGCAGCUGGCCAGACACCCUAGAUCCCAGCCCCCUGCUGAGAGAUGAGGGAGAGCUGCUCCUGGAGGAAUACCUUUCUCCCAGGAAGCUGAGAGCUCUGACAGGGGUGGAUGACCUGCAGGCAGUGACAGCCCUGGAGGUGCGAGUGGAUACCAGAGACAGCAGCUUGGGCAGCUUGGGUGCCUACCUCCCCAGCCUGAGAGAGCUGAAGUUGAAUGAUAGCCUGCUGGUGUCUGUGAGGGACCUUGGCACCACCUUGGCCCACCUCCAGGUCCUGUGGCUGGCUCGCUGUGGGCUCUCAGAUUUAGAUGGGAUCUCCUCCUGCAGCUCUCUAAAAGAACUCUACAUAGCCUACAACAACAUCUCUGACCUGAGCCAGCUGCCCUGGUUGGAUCACCUUGAGGUUUUGGACCUGGAAGGGAACAAUAUUGAGGACAUCAACCAGAUGCAGUACCUGAGACUCUGUGACAAGCUGAGGUGCCUGACAGUGGAGGGCAACCUCAUCUGUCUGAGGCCAACUGCAGAAUCUGCAGAGGAGCCAGGCUAUAACUACAGAGCUGCAAUCAGAAGGCUGAUUCCCCACUUGGAGUACUUGGAUGCAGCACCAGUGAGCCAGACUGAGGUCCUCCCUCCCAAGCCCACUCCUGAAGACUGGCUUCUCAUUGAGGAAACCAUCCAGGAAGGUGGUUUAGCUGGAGACACUUCAUGGCUGGGACUCAGCCAAGACAUCUGUGGGAAGGCCACCAAGGCCCUUGGUGCAAGGAGGCAAGAGCUAGGUCCCCCUGCAGUGAGAGCUUUGAAUCUGGGUGGUGUGAGGACAGAAAACCUUUCUGGCUCUGCCUCUGGCUCUGGCUGUGGCUCUGGAGGAGGAGGUCAGCAGCAGGAGGAUGAAUUCCCUGUCCCGGGAGCACAGACAGAGCAGCAGAAGCGGUGCCUGCAAACAGCUCAGCACACAAAAGCCACCCUAGGCACCAAGGUAACUCCUAGUGAUGAGGAGAAGAGUGGAGACUGCAAACUGACUGACAGCUGUGAAGAUGAGUUGAGGGAGAGCAGAGAUGAGGACCUUGUUGAAAGGAUUUCAUUGGAUUCUUCUGGUCCCUCCUGGCUCUGCCACACAUCCUCAGGUUCUGCCCUGGCUCAGGAGGCUGCAGUGUUCCCCAGCCUGAUCCCUUGUCUCAUUCCAUCCCCUCCCAAAAGCCCUUCACCUGCAUCUGUAACAGCAGCAAGGCCUUGGAAAAGGAGGAGCCACAGGGGAAGGUGCCUGAAACUACCCAGCCAGGAGGCCUGGCACUGGACACAGCCAUGCCAGCCAAGGGCUCAGCAGGAAGCUUCAGCCCAGCCUGUGGGCAAGGACCUUGCUCCCUUGAGCCAGCUCAGCUUGCAGGCAGCCUCCAGAGCUGCACCCAGCACCCACCAGCCACAGCCUGCCUCAGGGCUAGCAGCUGUUGGCUGCAGCACCAGGCCCACCAUGGAUGGGAGCCCUCCUGGAGAGACCACCCCCCAGCAGCCAGCUGUCUGCUCAGCCCCAGAAGCCUUGCAGAGGUCUGGGCUGCUGAGCACCAAUUGGCCCCUGACUGCCAGGGCCAAGCUGCCCUCCUUGCCUGCCAGACCUACAGCCUCAGCAUCUCAGAGCACACAGCCCCAGGCCUGGCAGCUGUGGAGCCUUGGGCACAGCUUAGCCUUCAAGGACUGA
Indicator indicator is the source of this 1758-nucleotide messenger RNA. It is a transcript of the gene LRRC56, whose product is annotated as leucine rich repeat containing 56. The transcript is spliced from 11 exons. Gene Ontology annotation, molecular function: protein binding. The coding region runs from base 1 to 1758 and encodes 585 amino acids. Lineage: Eukaryota; Metazoa; Chordata; Aves; Piciformes; Indicatoridae. The record is from RefSeq and is a predicted model, not a curated record.